AGAGAAUACGAGCUUAAUCGCUGCGUAAUCUGAAGAGACGCUAAAUCCCCUAUUUUUAAGUUGCUUGAAACCUAUUCAUAGCCUCGCUCCCAGAUGAGAGCCUCGUAGCGGACAAACAUCAUAAUAUUCCUCGAACAGAACGAGGUGACUAGCAGGGACGCUAUUCUGUACAAUACGGUCCACUCAUGGUCUGGCAGGUCUUUGCCUAGACUACGGAUAAAAUGUGGGAUGAAAUUGUUGAAUCUGUGCCGGUUAAAUACGGCGCUGUCAUUGCGGUCACAUUGAUCUGCAUCGUUCUGUUGAGAAAAUGGAUUGCAGGUGGUGUGUGUCGGUCGACUGUCCAGUUACGUGGCAAGACUGUUUUGGUAACGGGCGCCAACACUGGCAUCGGAAAGGAAACGUGUCGUGACAUGGCACGUCGAGGAGCGCGUGUGGUAAUGGCCUGCCGGGACCUGACACGGGCAACGAGGGCAGCAGAGGAGAUUCGUAAGGCAACAGGAAACAAAAAAAUUGUGGUACGACACCUAAACCUGGCCUCAAUGUACUCUGUCAGAGAAUUGGCCAGAGAGUUCAUUGCCAGUGAAGAUCGGCUGGAUAUACUCAUCAACAACGCUGGUGUGAUGAUGUGCCCUAAGUGGUUAACCGAGGAUGGCUUUGAGACACAACUGGCCGUCAAUCAUCUUGGACACUUCCUGCUGACCAAUCUCCUUCUGGAGAAGUUGAGGAGCUCCUCCCCAAGUCGUGUGGUCAAUGUGUCGAGCAUUGCACACAAAGGAGGUAAGAUCCAGUUUGAUGAUCUGUUCUUUGAAAAGAGGCCAUACAACUCAUUGGCUAGUUACAGACAGAGCAAACUGGCAAACGUACUAUUCUCCAGAGAGCUGGCCAGAAGGAUGAAAGGUACUGGAGUGACAUCCUACUGCCUGCAUCCCGGGGUGAUCAGGACAGAGCUUAGCCGCCAUGUGGAGAGCUGGUUCCCCAUGAUGAGGGCCAUCCUGUCAGCCCCGUCCAUGCUCCUCAUGAAGACCCCCAGUCAAGGCGCCCAGACCUCCAUUUACUGUGCCGUCACCCCAGGACUUGAGUCCAAAUCAGGGUGCUACUUUAGUGACUGUGCGGUGAAGGAGCUGGCCCCCGAGGGCAGGGAUGACGUUGUGGCCAAGAGGCUUUGGAAGGAGAGCGCCCGUCUGGUGGGUCUCAUGGAGAAAGACUGAGCAGCCCCCUUAACCUCAGAACCAGGAACUGCCUGAGAAACCUAGGACAGUACCAACCCUCUCUGACCGGAGAAAGACUGAGCAGCCCCCUUAACCUCAGAACCAGGAACUGCCUGAGAAACCUAGGACAGUACCAACCCUCUCUGACAACCUGACAACUGGUCCCAUGACGUCCUCAAGUCUUCUCUGGCCGGUCACUACAAAAACACAAAGCACAUCGCAGUUCACCAAGGCUCCCUAUCCAAUCGAACAAAGCUUGAGAGGAUCUACAAGGAAUAAUGAAAUGCCUAAUCCAGUUGUGCAAAACCAGUAGAGGCAUAUCCAUGAAAACAGAAAGCUAGGAUCGCUGCCAAAAGGGUCUGUAUACUUGAAAUGAAAUAUUUUAGUUAUUUCAAUAAAUUGGCCCAAGUUUCUAAAAACUUAUUUUUGCUAUGUCAAUAUGGUGUACUGUGUUAUAUUGAUGCAAAAAUAAUUAAUGUAAACAUGUAGAAAUUAAUUCUGUAACAAAACAAAAUGUAUAGAAAGUAAAGGGUCUGAAUACUUUCCAAAGACACUGUAGCACUAUAUUUACCAGACUGGUGUGUCCGUGCUUUGAUAUUGCAGUCUGAUGGACCAACAGCCCUGAAGAAAGUCUUAUGUGGUCAUUAUGUUCAACAUUUGUGGUCAUUAUGUUCACCUUACUCAGCAUAUUUAAAGCAAUCAGGUUAAUUCAUUUGGGGCAUCCGUCGCUACAAUCAUGUAGAAUUCUGUACCCUGAUAACAAUGCGUACAGACUAGUCAGGCCCAUAAUGACUGUCACUCUUGAUGAUUUAAACAAAGGUUUUCUCUCAAAAAGAGCGUAAGAACAGUGGGAGCAAAAUAGCCCCACUGGUCUUAUUAAAGAUCCAAAAUUAUAUAUUUUUUAAGUAAUAUCAAAGAUCCAAAAUUAUAUUUAAUACAAGUACAUCUUUCUUAAGAUGCAAAAGCACUAACUGGGUGAUUUUCUUAAACAGUAUUGACACUGAUUGGAAUGCUUGGCCACCCGAUUGGUUAAAUGUUUUUAAGUAUUCUUUAUUGUAGUACUUCUUGAACAAAAUGUCCUACUUAAAGUAAUGAUAUUAUUAUAUUUAUUAUUAAUUAAUAAUAUUUGUACAGAACAAUAUACAGUAAAUGAAAUGUUUUCCCAAUAUACUGUCAGUUGGUGUUUUUAUCAUGGGUGGCAUGCCUUUGACCUGACUGCAUUUCAGUUCUGCAUUGGUGAUCAAGCAUUUACAUAACUUUGGGAUCAUAACAGGGAGUAUAUCAAAUCGUUAUUAUUUAAGGGAUGUUUAUUUAAAUAAAAAAUUUGUGUUGAUUUUA
Esox lucius (northern pike) is the source of this 2546-nucleotide messenger RNA. RefSeq names its product retinol dehydrogenase 13 (gene crdhl). The record is from RefSeq and is a predicted model, not a curated record. NCBI's taxonomy places the organism in Eukaryota, Metazoa, Chordata, Actinopteri, Esociformes, Esocidae. The transcript has 7 exons. The coding region runs from base 222 to 1208 and encodes 328 amino acids.